Messenger RNA from Osmerus eperlanus (European smelt), 3415 nucleotides. RefSeq names its product E3 ubiquitin-protein ligase ZFP91-like. The record is from RefSeq and is a predicted model, not a curated record. Gene Ontology annotation, cellular component: nucleus. The transcript has 11 exons. Lineage: Eukaryota; Metazoa; Chordata; Actinopteri; Osmeriformes; Osmeridae. Bases 342 to 2327 code for a protein of 661 amino acids. Gene Ontology annotation, biological process: regulation of transcription by RNA polymerase II. Gene Ontology annotation, molecular function: transcription coregulator activity.
UCGGGGGUGCUUGUGUGUGUUUUUGGGUAAGAUUUGUCCUUAAAGGAGACGCUACUUUUACGGGCCUCGUCUAGGCCCAGGGAAAUUUAAGGUUUGCUAUAGCUUUAAGAAAGAUAGUAAAUGGCUUUAGUAUCUUUAAAACAUAAACAUUACAUUAAAAAUGUUAUAUAGCUAUAGAUAUUUCCAAUUUAUGACGGGCUUGCGCGGGGAAACGGAGGCGGCUGUGAAUUUAUAGCGGCAUAGGGCCUUCAACGAUGGCUACUAUAAUUUCUCUUAUCCACUGAAUAACGUUAAAUGCUACAUCCAUAUUAAUAUAGUCCUGUGUAUGCAAAAAAGGGAGAAUGGACCCGGAGAUAAUGGGGGUUUCUGAUAGAAGUCCCGGGUCCACUGGAGACUGUAACCAAUCUAGUCAGAGGGCCGCGGCACCAUCCCCGAUCUCGAGUGCUACACCCACCCGCGAAAGAGUGUUGAGGGGACGCGGAUUAGGUCGCGUGAAAGUCGGUGUAGACACUGUGGUCUCGAAUGAUGCCCUAUCCAGCAUAGCAGGCUCCGGGCGAGUUUUACGGGAACGAGCCGCUCGAGGAGCAGCAGCUAGGAAAAGAACAGAAAGCAGCGUUGGGGUACAAGAUCAGAAUCGUCGGAAAAAAACAAAACCCCCCCGCCGUGGGAAAGGUCCCGGAGCCGCUUCGAAAGACACUGAUGACAACAACCAAACGCCGGCCACUGACAAGGCACCUUCAACUAAAGCGUCUCCACGCUCCACCAGAACGAGGCUCCUGAAGAGUGGCCCCCGUUCCUCCGCGGCGCCCGUGUGCAAGUCCGAACCCGACACGACAGCCGCAUGUGACUUUGCAGAUGCCGAGGGAGAUGCAUUGAAAACCGUUGAUGGGAGCAAUGAGGAUGGGGACGUGCUGCUUGACGAUGAGGACCCUCCUUUCAGAGACGACCCUAGUGACCUCAACUACAAACCGGCAGCCAAGAGAGAGCCUCAGAAAACGAGGCGACGUGCAGCGAAGCAGAAAGAAGACAAGAAGGAGAAGGAGCCCGAUAAAGAACUAGAGGAUGAGAAGGAGGUGAAGAUGGAGGUCGCUGCAGACACGGCUGUGAAGGUGGAAAAUGAGUUUGGCGAGGAGACGGAGCCACCCAGGAAGAGAGGACGCCGAAGAAAAGAUGACAAAACUCCCCGGUUACCAAAGAGAAGAAAGAAGCCACCAGUGCAGUAUGUCCGCUGUGAGAUAGAGGGCUGUGGAACUGUCUUAGCCCACCCACGCUACCUGCAGCACCAUAUAAAGUACCAGCACCUGUUGAAGAAGAAGUACGUGUGCCCUCACCCCUCGUGCGGGCGCCUGUUUCGCCUGCAGAAGCAGCUUCUGCGUCAUGCUAAGCACCAUACCGAUCAACGGGACUAUAUAUGCGAGUACUGUGCUCGUGCCUUCAAGAGCUCACACAACCUGGCCGUGCAUCGCAUGAUCCACACAGGGGAGAAGCCAAUACAAUGUGAAAUCUGUGGCUUCACCUGCCGCCAAAAAGCCUCCCUAAACUGGCACAUGAAGAAGCAUGAUGCAGAUGCCUUCUACAAGUUCUCCUGCUCCAUCUGCGGCAAGAAGUUUGAAAAGAAGGACUGCGUGGUGGCCCACAAAGCCAAGAGCCACCCCGAGGUCCUCAUAGCUGAGGCUUUGGCUGCCAAUGCAGGGACCCUAAUCACCACUCCCACCCCAGUCUUGGAGACGGUGUCUGGGGUCUCUCCUCCCACCCUGCCCCCUGUAAGCCAGGAGAGCCAAGGAGAUCUCACCCCCCUGCACCAGAUGGUACUGUCCCUCUCCCCACAGACCCAAAUGGACUCCUCCCAGCCCCAACUCCUCCAGCUGGCCUCCCAUCACGUGGUGCAGGUGGGGCAGCAGCAGCAGGAGAACCCCAUGCUGCUCCAGUUCAGCACUGCUCACCCCCACCUCUCCACCCCUCAGCCCCAGCUCAUCCAGCUGACGGCACACCCAGCCACCACCACCACCUCCAUGACCGCCUCCGGCUCUCAUACCACCCUGCUGACCCUGAGCUCUGUGGCCGCUCUGUCUCCGGCCCCCCUCGGCCCCCACCAGACGGUGGAGUGGGUCAGGGAGGGGGUGGAGGAGACCCAGGGAGGAGGGGAAGGGGUGCUUUGGGAGCGGGUGACCAUAGGGAGUGAGCCGGAGGAGAUGGUGUGGGCGGGGGACGGGGAGAAGGAGAGAGUAGAUGGAGGGAUAGUGUGGGAGAGGGAGGGAGAAGGGCAGAUACUGUUGGAGAGCACAGAGGUGCAGGUAUCCCAGGGAGACAGCCACGUGUUGAUGUAGACGGGGAGGACGAGAGAGGGCAGAGGUGAAGGAAAAGGAAAGAGAGGAAAGGAAAGAACUGAGGAGCGGAAAGGGUGGGGAAAAGGGAGGAUCUUAUGAAGGGGAAAGAGUGAAAUUUACUAGGCUUGUAUGAAGACUUAAAAAUAUAUAGAAGUAAAAUGUAGCAAGUCACCUCAGCAGAGUGAAAUUUGCGGCACUCACUUAGAACCUAUACAGUACUACUAUAUCAGGGAAUUAUGAUUUCAAAGUGAUUUGUUUUGUACACAAUAUUAACAUGUUGUUUUAAGGCCUAUUUACAACCUUUGUCAUUAGUUGGUGUGCGCUGGGAAUGUACUUUGUAUGUGCGUGCAAAUGUGUGUGUGGGUGCACCCGCUUCCUAUGCAUUUAUAGAUAUUUGUAUAACAUCUUUACCUGGUAACAUAUGGUUAUUUCCAUGCAAUAUAUCACACCAUGCAAUAGAAGUCCUGCAAUUUGUUCUUGUUUUUAUCUCAGUUCUUCCAUCUCACUUGCAAGGUCAAUUAAAAGUGUUGACUUUUAUUUAUUGUGUAACGCUUUCCCAUAAAAAUAAUCACACAAACAUAUUUUAAUUGGCAUGAAACCAUACACAUUAAGCAACUUGAUAAUAAACCUUCAGUGGAUUUUUUUUCUUUCUAAGAAUAUUUCUUUGUGCGUGCGUGCGCACGUGCUUGACAUACCUAUAGUGCCACUUUGUGAUGUCUUCAUUGUGGCCUGGUUCAAAAUCUGCAUUUCUUGCUUGAAUCCCAAUUUCAACAAGUAGGAUUCUACUUCGUAUACCUUUUAAUAGAUUAUGAUUGAUUUAUUAAAGGGGGAGGGGGCAAUAUAUCACAUUUUAGUGUAUUAUAUUUGAUUGCAAAUUGUUUCAUAUUAGUUUUAGACUAACAACUGCUAUGUGAAAAUGGUAAUGUUAAUUGUUUCUGUGCUGAAUACGUUUAUUCACGUUGGAGGACAUAUAUCUCUGUACACUGCCAUUACCACUGAUCACUGGGGUCCCCCAUCUUUCAAAGAAAAUCUGAGAAUUGGAAAGUAAGGGGCAAUAAUGAAUUACAAUAAAAUAUCUGUGAGUCUUA